Molecule: messenger RNA, 972 nt
Organism: Anopheles marshallii
Lineage: Eukaryota; Metazoa; Arthropoda; Insecta; Diptera; Culicidae
Gene: Ublcp1
Product: ubiquitin-like domain-containing CTD phosphatase 1
Exons: 4
Coding region: 1-972 (323 amino acids)
Biological process (GO): protein dephosphorylation
Cellular component (GO): nucleus
Molecular function (GO): protein serine/threonine phosphatase activity; protein binding
Source: RefSeq, a predicted model, not a curated record
AUGGAUUCGAAGGAAGUGUCGCUAAUUAUCAAAUGGAGCGGUAAGGAAUUCCCGAUCGAGGAUCUUACCGAGCACGACACGGUUGCCGUAUUGAGACACGAAAUAUGCAAAAAGACACAGGUCAGGCCAGAGCGACAGAAGCUGCUGAACUUGAAGCACAAGGGAAAGCCGGUUACGGAUGAUAUGGUAUUGGGUGAUUUGGAACUGAAGGCCAAUUUCAAAAUAAUGAUGGUUGGUUCGUUGGAAUCCGACAUCCAGGAGGCUUCUUCGCGACCCGACGACGUAGGUAGCGUUGUGAACGAUCUGGACAACGAAGAGGAAGACAACGUUCCGUUCGAAAAUAAGGAUGUUUACUUGGCCAAAAUCAACAAACGAAUUAAGGAUUACACCAUCAAAGAAUUGAAUCCACCACGCGAAGGCAAACGGCUGCUAGUGUUGGACAUCGACUACACUAUAUUUGAUCAUCGUUCGGCCGCUGAGAAUGGAGCGGAAUUGAUGAGACCGUAUCUGCACGAGUUCUUGUCGUCGGCUUACCAGUACUACGACAUCGCAAUAUGGUCUGCAACGUCGAUGAGAUGGAUUGUGGAGAAAAUGAAACUGCUCGGUGUAACGGAUGAGACGAGGGAUUACAAGCUGGUGUUUAUGUUGGAUGAUGCGGCAAUGAUAACGGUGCUAUGCCCUUUACGUGGCGUAAUCGAAGUAAAGCCGCUCGGAGUUAUCUGGGGCAAGUACAACCAGUAUUCGUCCAAGAAUACGAUCAUGUUCGAUGAUUUGCGGCGCAACUUUCUGAUGAAUCCCAAGUCGGGUUUGCGCAUCAAACCAUUCUCCGAGGCGCAUCUGAAUCGGCACAAGGAUAAGGAACUGCUGAAGCUGGCGAAAUAUUUGAAAGCGAUUGCCGAGCACUGUGACGAUUUUGAUACACUCAACCAUCGAAGAUGGGAAGAUUAUCUGUCCAAGAAACGAUCUCAUUAG